AUGGCGAACGUUAAUUUGCAGAUGCCGCUCAUUGCAGCAGCCACCACCAUACUGACAAUUGUCAGUGGGGCCACCUCCUCCUCCAUCGCCAUUGCCACCGCCAGCACCGCAUCCUCGACAGAAACGGCCAAGAACCAGCCAUCGUAUCAGCAUAUGGGGUCAUUGUUCGAGAAUCGAUGGCUGCCAAUGGAUCAGCCGAUGCAGCAUCAUCCCAAUCAUCGCUAUGGCACGCUCAAAAUUCCAAGAGGAAGUGCGGGUGAGAGGAGGGCCUUUAGCAGCAGUCAUUCCUCAGGCUCCCGUCAAGGAUUGGCCAGCAUGCUCAAUGGGCUAACAAAUCUCUCGGGACUGGGACACGUUACCCAUGGGUACCACGGCUCGGUGGCACCCACGCACACGGAGGCACUGGCCCUGGGCUCCACCAAACAGGAGAUACCGAUUUACGAGGAGCAGCAUGAAGAUGCCGCUGCGGUCGCUGCCGUUGCCGCAGCAGCUGGUGCCCAUGACUUUGGCUCGGGCAAUGGACAAUCUGGCGGUGGAUUGGAGAGCAAUCAGGAACAUUCGCCGAUUUACAAUUAUCCCGGUGCCGCACAUAAUGGUGGAUUUUUGCCAGCCUAUGGCUCAGCUGGCUCUGGUCCCGAGCAGGACUACGCACAGUGGUCAUCAUCAGCGGCGCCGGAGGAACAGCAGCCGGAACAGCAGGCAACUCAUCCCUAUGCGUACGAUAAAAUUUCAAUGGGCAACUUCCUGCCGCCGUACACGCCGGACUCUGGAUACGAUGAGCAGCAGGGGCAGCUCUAUCAUCACCAGCAGUUGCAACAGCAGCAGCAACAACAGCAUCUGCAGCAGCUGCAGCAGCAACAGCAGCAACUGUACCAUCACCAACAGCAACAGCAGCAGGAACAGCACUCCUCGUACUUUGGGCAUCAUGAAUCUGGAUCCGGUUCGACAUCGGCUGCAUCUGCCUCGAGCGGAUCUGGUGCCGAUGACUUUGAGGAACAUCCCGAUGCUGGGCAGGAGCAGAGCUCCAACUACUUGUCGGAGGCAAGUGGUCAUGGCCAGGGACAUGGACAUGGACACGAACACACCCAUCACUCGCACCACGUGGAUAUCAUCAACUAUGUGCCGGUGAAGCAUGUGAAGAAGCAGCACGUGCCGGUGGAGAAGGAGGUGAAGAUACCCAUAUCGCAUGCGGUCAUCAUACCGGUUCGCAAGCCAGUGCCCAUCCACAUACCGAUCACCAAGAACGUUCAGGUGCCGGUGGAGAAGGAGCUAAAGGUGCCCGUGGAGCGUCUGAUCCCUGUGCCCGUGGAGAAGCACAUCCCAGUGCCGGUGGAGAAGCAUGUGCCCUAUCAUGUGGUCAAAUAUGUGCCCAUCAAGGUGCCCAAGCCGUUUCCCGUCAAGGUGCCCGUCUUCAAGACCGUGCUGCACAAGGUCAAGAGCUGGUGGUAG
Messenger RNA from Drosophila santomea, 1449 nucleotides. RefSeq names its product hornerin. The record is from RefSeq and is a predicted model, not a curated record. NCBI's taxonomy places the organism in Eukaryota, Metazoa, Arthropoda, Insecta, Diptera, Drosophilidae. Bases 1 to 1449 code for a protein of 482 amino acids. The transcript is spliced from 2 exons.